GUGGCGGCAAAGUAAAGUCUGAAGCCUUAGAAAAGGUUGAUCCUCCACCAGUCCUCAAAGUUCCUACUAUCUACAUUAAGGAGGAACCUGAGGAUGAAACUGAAGAAGUAUCCAUCAAAGAGGAACCAUUCUUAUAUGGAAAUGAGGCUUGUUCAACUGUACAUCUCAGCCCUGCACCUGCACUCUCCUCUUGUGAGCUGUGCAAGAUGGAAGCUCAAGUCGAGGCUCAUGACAACCUCCCAAACUCCUCUUGGAACAUUUCUGCUCUGUUGUCAAAUCAGUUUGGCAAAGGUGGGUCAGCACAAGCAUCAGGAUAUGCCGCUGGUGGUGCUGGCGGUGCUGGCGUCUCUGGGGCGUCCUGCUCCAAGCAACUCAUAGAAAAAUCAUUCAAGUCCCGAGACUGUGAACAAUUGGGUACCACAAGAAAAUCAAUGCAAGAGCAUAUUGAUUUGAAAAAUUUAUGCAGAAGUAAACACCAAUGCCAGUUCUGUUUGCAUUCAUGUGCUACUGAAGCUGAUCUCAAACAACAUAUUCUCCUACAUCAUCCUCAGAGAAAUGCACAGAAAUGCUCUCAAAGUAAAUAUGCUGAUUGUUGCAAAGAAAUCUUGCACAAGCAUUGCCUUUCUAAACGUUCAUCAAUGAAGAAGUUUUGCUCCGAGUGUGAUUACGCUUGCACCUCAAAAUGGAGCUUGAAAAUUCAUUUCCUUUCCAAACAUUCAACAGAAAAACCUUUUCAGUGCUCCAUUCGUGAUAAUGCUUUCACUUCGAAGAAUAACUUGAAAAGAAAUCUUUCCAAACAUUCAACAGAAAAACCUUUUCAGUGCUCCAUGUGUGAUAAUGCUUUCACUUCGAAGAAUAACUUGAAAAGAAAUCUUUCCAAACAUUCAACAGAAAAACCUUUUCAGUGCACUGAGUGUGAUUAUGCUUGCACCAAAAAAUUCCUGGACGAAUGUUCCAUAUCUCCUGUUCUUGAUGUUCCACUCAACUGCAUCAAGGAGGAGGUCAAAAUUGAGAUAGAUGAACCAGUUCUGGUUGAAGAACCAACCUCCAAUGAUGAUUUUCCUGGGUUCAGUAUGGACGCGCAAGUCCUGGACGAGUGUUCCUUACCUCCUGUUCAUGAUGUUCCACUCAACUGCAUCAAGGAGGAGGUCAAAAUUGAGGUAGAAGAACGGGUUCUUUUUGAAGAACUGACCUCCAAUGAUGAUUUUCCUGGGUUCAGUAUGGACACACAAGGUACAUGGCCUGCCAGCCCUGCUAGCAGUGACCAGCCUGUUCCACCUCCCCCGCCUUCUGCGUCUUGCUCAAGGGCGGCUCAAGUGACGAGCUGUGAUGCUGCUGAUGUCUCUGGUGCUGCUGCUGAUGUCCCUGAUGCUGAUGUUCGUGCUGCAGCUGCUGAUGUCUGUGCUGCAGCCGCUGAUGUCCGUGCUGAAGCUGCUGAUGACCCUGGCCAAGCUAGUGUUGCUCAACUCUCUUCAAUCAUGGCGGAUGAAACUGGUGAACAGUGCAGCAGCGGUAAGUCGUUCACUGCUGGAGGAGCUGCAGCUGGUGGCAGUGGUGGUCCUUCUAAACCGUCCUGCUCCAAUAAUAUUGAACACUCAAACAAGAGGAAGUUUCAGUGCGAGCAUUACAAGAACAUCUAA
Molecule: messenger RNA, 1640 nt
Organism: Hyalella azteca
Lineage: Eukaryota; Metazoa; Arthropoda; Malacostraca; Amphipoda; Hyalellidae
Product: zinc finger and BTB domain-containing protein 41-like
Exons: 9
Coding region: 207-1640 (477 amino acids)
Biological process (GO): regulation of transcription by RNA polymerase II
Cellular component (GO): chromosome
Molecular function (GO): chromatin insulator sequence binding
Source: RefSeq, a predicted model, not a curated record